Mercurialis annua (annual mercury) is the source of this 1075-nucleotide messenger RNA. Its product is annotated as AT-hook motif nuclear-localized protein 28-like. Gene Ontology annotation, cellular component: nucleus. The record is from RefSeq and is a predicted model, not a curated record. The transcript has a single exon. Gene Ontology annotation, molecular function: minor groove of adenine-thymine-rich DNA binding; DNA-binding transcription factor activity. Lineage: Eukaryota; Viridiplantae; Streptophyta; Magnoliopsida; Malpighiales; Euphorbiaceae. The coding region runs from base 2 to 847 and encodes 281 amino acids.
AAUGGCAGACUAUGGCACUGCCAUUUCUCUCUCAAGAGAGCUCUCUCACACUUCCGAAGACUCUUCCUCCGAUCAAAGCCCACGUAGCGUUCCUUCCAAGCACCAGAAACUUUCAAUCACCACCGAUCCUGACAAUAACCACCACUACAACCACCACCACCACCUUCCCACAGCGUUGGAGACUCAAAGAAAGCCACGUGGCAGGCCUCCAGGCUCCAAGAACAAACCGAAACCGCCGGUUAUUAUUACAAAGGACAGCGACUCCGCCAUGAAACCGGCUAUCCUCGAGAUCUCCGCUGGGUCUGAUAUUGUUGACUCUAUCGUUAACUUUGCUCGGAAAAACCACUCUGGUAUCUGUGUAAUAAGUGCUACUGGCUCUGUCUCUAAUGUCACGCUCCGCCACCCUCAUUCUCACGCGCCGUCUCUUUCUCUUCAUGGACCAUUUAACUUGCUUUCUUUAUCAGGCUCGUUUCUUGGAUUUGUUGCACCAAAACAAUCAUCGUGGUCAUCCUCUUCUUCUUGUUUUGGGAUAUCUCUCGCCGGAGCACAAGGGCAAAUAUUCGGCGGGAUUAUAGCCGGGAAGGUUUUAGCGGCGACCCAGGUGGUGGUGGUCGCUACAACUUUUUCAAACCCUAAAUUUCACAGGUUGCCAAGUGAUGAUAACAAUGAUGAUGAUGAGGUUGAAGAUAUUAAACCUAACCCUGCUGGUGGUUCUUCUGUCGCCGGAAAUGAUCAGUCGAUGACUGUUUACAAUGCGGCUAAUGCAACUCCGAUCAACAGCCAAAUCUCUCCACCGGAAAUUAUGCACUGGCCUGGUCCUUCUCCUAAUUCUCGUCCUCAUUAUUGAAAAAAAAUUCAAAGAUUUAGAUUUGGAUAAUUUUAUUAUUUAAUACAUGCAAAAAGUUUGAUUUAGCUAGACAGUCCUCUCUUAGUUUAAUUUGAGAUUAAUUUUAGCUUAGUGCUUACUGUUUAGUGCUAUACAGGGAACUAUUAUCAUUUAUGGCUUUUAUUUGUCUCUGCAUAUUGUUUGUUCUUGUCCUAGUUUUGAGUUAAUUAGUACUCUAUUUGAUGGUUA